Hydractinia symbiolongicarpus is the source of this 600-nucleotide messenger RNA. Its product is annotated as 5-formyltetrahydrofolate cyclo-ligase-like. The record is from RefSeq and is a predicted model, not a curated record. The coding region runs from base 1 to 600 and encodes 199 amino acids. Gene Ontology annotation, cellular component: mitochondrion. Gene Ontology annotation, biological process: folic acid-containing compound biosynthetic process; tetrahydrofolate interconversion. The transcript has a single exon. Gene Ontology annotation, molecular function: 5-formyltetrahydrofolate cyclo-ligase activity. NCBI's taxonomy places the organism in Eukaryota, Metazoa, Cnidaria, Hydrozoa, Anthoathecata, Hydractiniidae.
AUGAGCACAGUACAAAGGACGCUACGAGCUGCUAAACAGGCUGUUCGAAAAGAAUUACGCGCCAAGUUGAACAAUUUAAGUGAUGAAGAAAAAGCGCGACAAUCGCGCGUUAUUACGGAGAAAUUGUUUUCAUUGGAUGUUUAUAAAAACUGUCAAUCAUUAUCUCUCUACAUGAGCAUGCGCAGUGAAGUCUACACCGAUGAUAUACUUGCUGAUGUUUUUAAAACGAAGAAGAAAUGCUUCAUUCCACAUUACAUUGGUGACGAUAUGAAGAUGGUGUUGUUGAAAGAUCAAGAAGACUAUAAUAAUUUGCCGCUCACAGCGUGGAAUAUCAAACAACCGGCAAACGAAGAAAUUAGAGAAUGUGCUAUAGAUAGUGGUACAGGAUUGGAUGUUAUUAUUGUACCAGGCCUUGGGUUUACAAAAGAAGGUUGUCGAUUGGGUCGAGGGAAGGGCUAUUAUGAUGGUUAUUUUCGAAAAUAUGAAGCGAAAUUUCAGAAGAAGCCUAUAACAAUCGGUUUGGGAUAUACGUGUCAAAUUUUAGAUAGUAUUCCGGUGGACGAAUUCGAUGUACAAUUGAACCACGUACUUUUUCCAUAA